Molecule: messenger RNA, 1638 nt
Organism: Drosophila subpulchrella
Lineage: Eukaryota; Metazoa; Arthropoda; Insecta; Diptera; Drosophilidae
Gene: Ir94g
Exons: 1
Coding region: 1-1638 (545 amino acids)
Source: RefSeq, a predicted model, not a curated record
AUGUCUUCAACUAGUAGUACUAUUCACACAAAACUCGUGUCGCUCAUAAGCCGAGGUCAGGAAUUGACCAGCAUUUUCUUUUAUGUUCCUGUAAAAGAAAAGUGCCACUUAGAGGACACGCUUUCUUCAGCCACUUGGGGUCUGCCUUUGGUGAUCUGGCGUUCGGAUAGGACAGUGAUACUAAAUGGAUUUCUCGGCGAGGGACUGCUGGUGCUGGCCUGUCUUCAAGGAGUCCAUUGGAGGGCUUUUCUGGGCAGCCUAUCAAGGAGUUUAAAGAACCUAAGACAGGCCAGAGUACUUAUUGAGUUUAUGGAGGAGAGGAAUGCAAAUCUUGUGUAUCAAGUGCUAUAUUUUUGUCUAAGCCAGGAUAUGAUUAAUGUUAAUGUUAUUUUUAACGAUUUUGAGGAGACCCAAAUGGUGAGCAGCUUUGAGGCCUAUCCGGAGUUUGAAAUGGUGAACCAAACUUUUACAGAGGACACCCAAGUUAGUGACCUGUAUCCAAAUAAGAUGGUAGACCUACGAGGCGGUAGUAUCCGUACCAUGCCGGACUACUCAGAGCCAAAUACAAUUCUCUACCAAGACAAGUGGGGCAACAAGAAGAUACUGGGCUACUUGUGGGACAUCUUGGAGGCCUAUGCCCGAAAACACAAUGCCCAGCUGCAAGUGGUCAAUAAGUAUGCGGAUGGCAGGACCCUUAACUAUAUAGAAGUCCUAGAUGUGGCCCAAAACGGUCUUAUAGAUAUUGCAGCCAGCAUACAGCCCAUGUCUAUGGGUGCCCUAGAUCGCGUUCACGAGGUGUCCUAUCCGGUGAGUCAGGCCAGCUGGUGCACCAUGUUGCCGGUGGAGAGGCAACUCGAUGUGUCCGAGUUGCUAUCCCGAGUGCUGCCUUAUACAACGUUUGCUCUGCUGAUUUUUCUCUGGAUUAUUUACGAGGUGCUGAAAGGACGAUGGAGACGUUAUCAGAGGCUCCAGAGGAUUGGCUGGCUGGUACUAGCCACAUUGGUUACUUCUUACUAUUUAGGCAAACUAUUCACUCUCUUCGCAGAUCCUCCAUCCUUACCACCCAUUGAUAACCUAGCCGCUUUGAUAGAAUCUCCAGUGCGUAUAAUCACUACAAGAUCUGAGUACUCUACCAUUCAGUUCACCCAGCGCACCAAAUACUCUGGUGCAUUCCGUUUGGUCUUAAAAAGCUCUACACUCAUUGGCUUACGCAAUGGCCUGAACACUUCCUAUGGCUAUACAGUAACCAGUGAAAAAUGGAAAAUGUACAAGGAGCAGCAGAAGCGUAGCUCCAGGCCCUUGUUUCGGUACUCCAAGGAUCUGUGCUUCUACGAGAUGGUUUCAUUUGGCCUGGUCAUUCCUGAGAACUCGGCGCAUCGGGCUCCUUUACACGACUUUACCCUGUUACUAUGGCAGUCCGGGCUCCAUGAUUUUUGGGUGGCUAGGGGUUUCCACUAUAUGGUAAAGGCGGGUAAGAUUCACUUGGCGGAUACGAAGGAAAGUUAUCGGCCUGAAACCCUCAACAUCUCGGAUUUGAGACAUGUCCUAGUACUUUACUUUUCUGGGGUGCUAAUUAGCCUGGUUCUGUUUACCUGCGAGCUAUUUGUCAGCUGGGUAAGCUACUGGUUGGGCUUUUAA